AAGGGUUCAUGGGUAGCGUAUUUACAAAGCAGCCUCCCCCGCCAGCCGGUGCCGCGGCUGCUAAUAACAGCGGUCAUUAAGUAAAUGAGACGUCGCCGUGAGCUGGCUCAGGAGUUCGCACACUGAGGGGAGAAGAUAUUUAAUUGAAACCCGCACACGGCCGUCCCCACAUGUGACCGCCGUGAGGGAUGCAGCUGCCCCCGCCCCCGGCCACCCGCACCCCCAUGUAAAUUUCAUGAUUGCUUUUCCGUGAUGUCAUUUUGAAAGAGGACAGACAAUAGCUGUGGGGAAAGAAAAUGAGUUCCUGGGUGAGCUGCUGAGUCAAAGGUGGACACACAGAGACAAGACCAGCAGCUGCAGGACCUCCGGAGGCCUCCAGGACAGCCACAGCAAGAUGAGCUUAGAGAACGAGGACAAGCGAGCUCGCACGCGGUCCAAGGCUGCCCGAGCUCCCCCGGAGACCACAGGUACAGACGUCAGCUGCCCCACGCCAGGAUGCAGCGGCUCCGGACACGUGCGGGGGAAGUACUCCCGGCAUCGCAGUUUGCAGAGCUGCCCCCUGGCCAAGAGGAGGAGGCUGGAGGGCGCUGAGGCGGAGCGCCUGGGGUCCCAGAGGAAGCCGCUCCCCCUGCGGCUGGCGCUGGGCGAGGGCUGCAGUGUGGACAGCGAAGGCAGCGAGGACGCCGAGGUGAAGGAUGCUUCUGUCUCGGAUGAAUCAGAAGGAACUCCGGAGGAGGACGAGGCCGAGAUGUCGGGACAGGAGGAGAUUCAUCGCCCGGAGCCAGCUGAAGGGAGAGCCUCCGCCAAGCCGGCUCCCGGGGCCAUCCCCCUGGGCAGCCCCACCGGCCCCUCCAAGGGCAGCUACAGCAGCUACCAGGAAAUCAUCGCCACGUCCCUCCUGGACCUGGGCCAGAUCGCCAACGAGGGCUUGCCCGGGGGUGACGCGGGCAGCAGCGCAACGCACCUGGCACAGGGGGAGGCUGCAGAGGGGGCCAGCGACGAGGGCGAGGGGGACGUUUUCAUCCAGCCAGAGGACGCCGCGGAGGUGGUCGAGGUCAGCAGUGAGCGGCCCCAGGAGCUGUGCCCCGAGUCCCUGGGGGGCACGGCCAGUGGAGAGUCCAGCAAGCGGAAAGACACGCUGGAUCAUGAGGAGGAGGAGGAGGAGGAGGAGGAGGAGGGUGAGGAGGAGGAGGAGGACGAGGAUGAGGAGGACGAGGAGGAUGAGGACGAGGAGGACGAGGAUGAAGACGAGGACGAGGAGGCAGCCCCUGAGGUCAUCUGUGAGGACGCCCCCCAUGCCUCUGCCCAGAAGGCCCCCGAGCCCCCCGGCCUCCAGCCCGCCUACCCCAUCGUGGUGGAGCUGCGCUCCGACGAUGACAAGGACGACACCACGCACUCCCCACAGUCGGCCGCCACAGACGCCUCAGAGCCGGACGAUGUGCUGACCCGCGGGAACCUGGGCCUCCUGGAGCAGGCCAUCGCGCUGAAGGCCCGGCAGGGGGGCUUGGCGCGGGAGCCGGCCGGGCAGGGCCAGCCGGGCCCUGGCGACGGGAAGGCGGGGAAGGCCCUGGACGGCGCACGGAGGGGCUACUACAGCAAAGACUCUUCCAGAGCUGAAAAGCGUGAGAUCAAAUGCCCAACACCAGGCUGUGACGGCACUGGCCACGUGACCGGCCUGUACCCACACCACCGCAGCCUGUCGGGCUGCCCCCACAAGGACAGGAUCCCCCCAGAGAUCUUGGCCAUGCACGAGAACGUGCUGAAGUGUCCCACUCCCGGCUGCACAGGGCAGGGCCACGUGAACAGCAACCGCAACACACACCGCAGCCUGUCCGGGUGUCCUAUCGCUGCUGCUGAAAAAUUAGCCAAAUCUCACGAGAAGCAGCAGCCACAGACAGGGGACCCUCCCAGGAGUAUCUCUAACUCAGACCGGAUCCUCAGGCCCAUGUGCUUCGUGAAGCAGCUGGAGGUCCCUCCCUACGGGAGCUACCGGCCCAGUGUGGCCCCUGCCACGCCCAGGGCCAACCUGGCCAAGGAGCUGGAGAAGUUCUCCAAGGUCACCUUCGACUACGCGAGUUUUGAUGCUCAGGUUUUUGGCAAACGCAUGCUUGCCCCAAAGAUUCAGACCAGUGAAACCUCACCUAACGCCUUUAAGUGCUUCGACUACGCGCAUGACGCUGAGGCCGCGCACAUGGCUGCCACGGCCAUCCUGAACCUCUCCACGCGCUGCUGGGAGAUGCCCGAGAACCUCAGCACCAGGCCGCAGGAGCCCCCCAGGAAGGGCCUGUUUGUAGUGCUGUCGGGAGGUGAGAGGAUGCGUCCUCCCUGGGAGCUUCAGGACUUGCCCACGGACAUCGAGGUGGAUGAGAACGGAACCCUGGACCUGAGCAUGCGCAAACACCGCAAGCGCGACGGCGCUUUCCCCAGCAGCAGCAGCUGCAGCAGCAGCCCCGGCCUGAAGUCGCCCGACGGCCCCUCGCGCCUGGCCAGCGCCAGCGCCACCAGCAGCUCCCUGACCUCCCCCCAGUCCAGCCAGGCCUCCCGCCAGGAAGAGUGGGACGGACCCUUGGACUACACCAAGCCCAGCCGCCAGCGUGAGGAGGAGCCCGAGGAGUCAGAGCCAGCAGCCCAUUCUUUUGCUUCUUCUGAAGCAGAUGACCAGGAAGUGUCGGAAGAGAAUUUUGAGGAGCGGAAGUAUCCCGGGGAAGUCACCCUAACCAACUUCAAGCUGAAGUUUCUCUCCAAGGAUAUAAAAAAGGAGCUGCUCACCUGUCCCACGCCCGGCUGUGACGGCAGCGGCCACAUCACCGGGAACUAUGCCUCCCACCGCAGCCUCUCUGGUUGUCCUCUUGCUGACAAGAGCCUCAGAAACCUCAUGGCUGCUCACUCUGCUGACCUCAAGUGCCCCACGCCCGGCUGCGACGGCUCCGGACACAUCACCGGGAACUACGCAUCGCACCGGAGUCUGUCAGGCUGCCCUCGGGCCAAGAAAAGUGGGGUCAAGACCACGCCCACGAAGGACGACAAGGAGGACCCAGAGCUCAUGAAGUGCCCGGUUCCAGGCUGUGUGGGGCUUGGCCACAUCAGCGGCAAGUAUGCCUCGCACCGAAGCGCGUCUGGCUGCCCGCUGGCUGCCCGGAGGCAGAAGGAGGGGUCCCUCAAUGGCUCACCCUUCUCCUGGAAGUCGCUGAAGAGUGAGGGGCCCACCUGCCCUACUCCGGGCUGUGAUGGCUCCGGCCACGCCAACGGGAGCUUCCUCACCCACCGAAGCUUGUCGGGCUGUCCCAGAGCGACUUUUGCUGGAAAGAAGGGAAAACUCUCAGGGGAUGAGAUUCUCAGCACCAAGUUCAAGACGAGUGACGUGCUGGAGAACGACGAGGAGAUCAAGCAGCUGAACAAGGAGAUCCGCGACCUUAAUGAGUCCAACUCGGAGAUGGAGGCCGCCAUGGUGAAGCUGCAGUCCCAGAUAUCCUCCAUGGAGAAGAACCUGAAGGACAUCGAGGAGGAGAACAAGCUCAUCGAGGAGCAGAAUGAGGCCCUGUUUCUGGAGCUGUCCGGCCUGAGCCAGGCCCUCAUCCAGAGCCUUGCCGACAUCCGCCUUCCGCACAUGGAGCCAAUAUGCGAGCAGAACUUCGAUGCCUACGUGAACACGCUCACCGAUAUGUGCUCCAACCAGGAGUGCUAUCAGAGCCCCGAGAACAAGGACCUGCUGGAGAGCAUCAAGCAGGCCGUGAGGGGCAUCCAGGUCUAGGCCCGUGGCCCGAGGGGCUGCCGCUCCGGACUGGGCUGGGGAACGUCUGCUCCCCUGCUCCGCCCCGGGGCCGUGGGGACUCUGGACCCACGGGGACAGUUGCUGGGCAGCCUGGGGGAUGUGGGGGACGUGCGGGGAGGCCUCGGCCGCGUUUAUCCAAAGGGGUGCCUAGAACUCAGUGUUUCCCACGUCGCCAAGCCAUGGCUGCUCAGGGCCCCUGGCCGCUGAGGCUGGGAGAGCUGCCGGGGGGCAGGGGCGCUGAAGUAUUACAAAGUGAUUUAUUUUUGUUUUCUGAAAGAAAUCUGAAGAGCAGUUCAAAGUCUCCAGUGGAAAGCUCAACAGAAAAGGUUCUCAGGGAAGUUUUGGAGUUGCAACCACAGUAUUCCUUUGUCUGUCGUAGCUGGUAUGCGGUGUGGGGUGGGAUGGGGUGGCAGUGUCCAGACUCAGGGCACCCCGGGGCCGUGGCUGGGGCCAGACACUGGCACUGGGACGCAUCCAGGUCCGCGAGGGCCGUUGUGGUGAGAGCAUUUUUAAAAUUUUUGUUUGAUUUAGUUUUGUGUUAAGGACUGAACAAAGCACUGUUCCAGAGGAAAAAAAAUUAGGGAUAGACCUUCCAGAGAAUCACUCUCUAGACCACUGAUGAGCAUCUGUAGCCCGCUGUCAGCUCAAAGAGGUUUAGCCACGGAGAGUUCUUGAAAACCAGCCUCUAGAUUCACACGUAAAACUCCCUGGGUUGGGGAAGGCCUGCAGGGGGCCCAAGGCUGUGCAGACCCUGGGGUCUCCCCACCCUUUGCUGCUGCGGCUUUCAGGCCCCCACGUCUGGGCUCGGGGAUCAGGGACCUUGGGCCGGGGGCCUUCUGGUUUCCUGUGUGCCCACCCAUCACAGCCACGUGGGUUCCCUCGCAGGGACCGUGGUGGGACAGCGUCAGGGCCCACAAAGACUUCACGUUUCAGUCUGUUCCAGAAAAAAAAAGGCAAAAAAAAGGUAAAUUUUAAUUUAGUGUGUUAAAAACACAAUGUUCUUAAA
Molecule: messenger RNA, 4778 nt
Organism: Choloepus didactylus (southern two-toed sloth)
Lineage: Eukaryota; Metazoa; Chordata; Mammalia; Pilosa; Megalonychidae
Gene: MYT1
Product: myelin transcription factor 1
Exons: 24
Coding region: 395-3751 (1118 amino acids)
Biological process (GO): regulation of transcription by RNA polymerase II
Cellular component (GO): nucleus
Molecular function (GO): RNA polymerase II cis-regulatory region sequence-specific DNA binding; DNA-binding transcription factor activity, RNA polymerase II-specific; zinc ion binding
Source: RefSeq, a predicted model, not a curated record